This is a messenger RNA of Lycium barbarum (goji berry), 2019 nucleotides long. RefSeq names its product stemmadenine O-acetyltransferase-like. Lineage: Eukaryota; Viridiplantae; Streptophyta; Magnoliopsida; Solanales; Solanaceae. The record is from RefSeq and is a predicted model, not a curated record. Bases 362 to 1750 code for a protein of 462 amino acids. The transcript has a single exon.
UAUAGAGAGUAAGGUAUUCCAUAGACCGUAAGAAAAUAAUCUGUGAAGAAAAAUAGAGUGUGAGAGAUAUUGUAGUGAGGUAGAAAAAUCAAAAGAGUGUUAUUUCUUUUGAGUGCGUAAUGGUAUUUGGAGUAUUGUAAAAUUCCUUACUACAGUGAUACCAACGGCUCCUCUUGGCUGUGGUUUUUCCCUUAUUCAGAAGGGUUUUCACGUAAAAUUUUGAUGUCAUUAUUGCUUCAUUUUAUUCUUGUUGAUUUAACCAUAACUUAGUAUUCCACAUUUAUCAUUAAUACUGUAAAUAUUAUUUUUGUGGGUCUAUUUUAUCCCCACCAAGCAUAUAGGUACAUGACAAGGCUUAGAGAUGCUAGGCAUCUGUUAUGUCUCCCCUGUCUAUAUAGGCUCUUUGCAUUGUUCUCCAUUAUUCCUACAUGAAGAAACACUAAAUUUCAUAAAAACAACUAUGAUGAAAGUUCAAGUUAUUUCCAGAGAAAGCAUUAAACCGUCAUCUCCAACACCAAAUCACCUCAAAAACUUUAAUCUUUCUCUCUUAGAUCAACUAAUUCCAGCUCCUUAUGCACCAAUUGUACUAUUUUAUCCCAAUCUUGACGACGUUAAAGUCCACGAAAAAUCAGCGUUGUUAAAGAAAUCACUAACUAAAACGUUGUCAUCCUUUUAUCCCCUUGCAGGUAGGUUCAAAGAUGAACUCUCCAUUGAUUGCAAUGAUCAAGGAGUCAAUUAUGUUACGACCAAGGUUAAUUGCCAUCUAAUGGAGUUUCUAAACGAACCAAACCUCGAAUCGAUUGGUCAAUUUCUUCCUUGUCAACCUCCUUUUAAGGAAUUAGCUGCAGGGGAUUGUGUCACUAACAUUCAAAUAAAUGUUUUUAAAUGUGGUGGCAUUGCAAUUGGUUUGUGUAUAGCACAUAAGGUUCUUGAUGGAACAGUGCUUAGUACAUUUCUGAAAAAUUGGGCUGGAUUAAUCCAAUGUCCUAAUGUAAUGGCAAAUUACUUAUUCCCUGCUGAGGAUUUGUGGUUAAGAGACACAUCUAUGACAAUGUGGAGUUCAAUGUUCAAGAAGGGUAAUUUUGUCACAAAAAGGUUUGUUUUUAAUGCCCCUGCUAUAGAGAACCUUAAAGCUAUGUCAACAAAUUCACAUGUCAAAUAUCCUACUAAAGUUGAAGUAGUCUCAUCUUUCAUAUGGAAAUGUUCAAUAGCCUCUAAUAAGAGACCUAAUAAUUCACUACUAACACACAUUGUGAACUUGAGAAAAAGAGCAUCGCCAGCUUUACCAGAAAACAUUCUUGGGAAUCUUCUUUGGUUAUCAAGUGCAAAGAACACAGAAAAACCUGAAAUGGAGUUGCCUGAUUUGGUGAAUCAAGUAAGAAAAUCUAUAUCGAGGAUCGACGGUGACUAUGUUCAAAGGCUACGAGGCGAUGAAAGGUGCAAUUUGAUGAGAUUAUCUCUUAAGGAAAUUGGAGAUUUUUGCACAAAAGGUGCAAAUCACUAUGGUUUUAGUAGUUGGUGCAAGUUUGGAUUCUAUGACAUUGAUUUUGGAUUUGGAAAACCAAUAUGGGUGAGUAGUAUAAGUUCAAGGUGUUCCUUUUUCAUGAAUCUUAUUAUACUUAUGGAAACUAGGUGCGUUGAUGGAAUUGAAGCAUGGGUGACAUUGGAUGAGGAAGAAAUGAACAUGUUAGUAGGCAAUCAAGAACUGUUGGCUCUUGCUUGCAUAGACCCUAGCCCUCUUAGUAAAUAGGUCAAUAGCUAUUUACUUCACUUUCUUUCUCAGUAUUGUUUCACGUACAACUUCUUUUUCUGAUACAGUCGGAAUAUUGUACUCAUAUCGAGUUCUAAAUCUCCUGUGAUCGAGAAUGGCUGUAAAAGAUUAUGUCGCCUCCCCCUUAUGCUAUCAUUGGGAGAUGAUUUGCAUGUAAAGAUGUUGGAAGUAGCCUUUUUUUUAGCUAACAUAAAAUAAAUGAACAAAAAUGCAACUACUUUAAUAAUAUAAGCUAUUAGAUGAUGAGU